UUGUGUUGUGACAAUAAUAAAUGAAGUAAACCGAUGGACAUCGAACAUCACAGUAUCAUUUGUGAACAAGAACAUAUUAUUUCACUAGAGUAUUUUUAAAUAGAUGUGCGUUAUAGGCUAGGGUACGUGAUUGUUAUCUUUAACCUUCUCAUUUCGGAUCUCAAACUAGGCUAGACCUAUUUUCUCUUUAGGCUUUGGCACAAUUAGCCUAGGCCUAAGUUUACCUAGGCUGUUGCCAAACUUGUUCUAAAGCAACGAAAAAUGAGGUUUAUAGGUGUUGUGAUAUAGGCCUACCCACAGUCGAAAUGGCUGAGUUAGAACAGAAUUCUGCCUGCAGCGAGGAAACUAGUUCUCUGUGUGACGAGGAAAGAGUUCGUAAACUUUUUCAAGCUUGUGAUGCAGAUGGUGAUGGAUUUAUUGACAGCCAGGAUUUACUCAACGUUUGUCGUGAACUAAAUCUUGAAGACUCUUUAGAAGAGUUGAUGAAAGAACUCGGAGCUGAUGAAAGUGGUAGAAUAUCCUACAAAGAAUUCUUGAGACGCCGCUUAGCAUUGCGUCCUGAGAUUGAAGCUCUUCGCACGACACCACAUCAUUCUAGAGGAACACCUGAUUACCUGCCUACAAGCAGCGACAACAGUCUUGGAGGAGCAUCAGGAGGCAAAUGUGGGGAGAGUUGGGAGUUUGACAGUGGAGCUCGAGACCUUAGUCCAGAGCCGAACACCCUGCAGAGACUGGUGGAAGCUGCUGGCUGUUCCCUUACUGCUACUAACACUGCUAGUCUGCUGCAGCUGGCAAACAAGCUCCAUCUAGCAGCUCUGGCAUCUCUGAGAGGUGAGAUCCUCGACCUGACAUCGCGAUUGCAUGCUGUUACACACGAGCGAGACAUGCUGGAACGCACAGUCGCGCAGACUGAGAGCUCGGUUGCACAGCAGUAUGAGGAACGUCUCACUGAACUUCACUGUGUCAUUGCUGAACUUAGUCGCAAGAUGGAACGCCAACGCACUUUGGUCAUUACAGAAGAAGAGGAUGUAGUUUCAGAGACAGAGCAGAGCGUGGAGACUUGUUCACAAGCUGAUGAAACCCUUGCGGUUGAAGAGACAAUACUUCGCCCUGAGGAUGAUGAUGAGACAAGAGAAGAAUCACAGAUGAAAAGUGAUAGUCAAUCACACGUUGAGGAGGAGCUACAAGAACUGCGAGCUAGAAACUCUGCACUUGAGGAACAACUGAGUAAAACUGAGGCAGAGCUGAGGCAAGCUCAGGCUGUGCUGAGUAGCGUGCGAGAGGAUAGAGACAAACUGAGGCUCAAGGUUAAAGAGGUGUUCCGACCAAGCAGCUCCUCUGCUGAAGCUCCAGUGCUGAAGAUAGCUGAAAGAGUGAGGCUGAGAAAGAUGGACAGACAUGUCACUGGCUCCGACCUAACGUCCUUGGGGGUGAGUCACACAGAAGUGGCUGAACAGCUGGUGUCAGAGCUCCAGUCUUGUGACCUCCAGGAGUGGGACCGUCAUCAGCUGGAGCAGGAGACUAAGCGACUGUCUGCUAGGUUGGAACACUCCCGCUCCCAGGCCAACGUCUUACAGCUCACCUUGGACGAGGCCAAGAGCCAUUGUGAGAGAUUAUAUCUUCUGUUGGGAAAGUAUGAGUCCAAUGUUAUAGCUUGCCGACUUGCUCUUAAUUCAAGUGACCGAGCCAUUGAAGCCUAUGAUCUACUUGUUUCUCUUCUUGAUUCUCACCUAAACGAUGAAAAUGUGCGGGUAAGUGAAGAAGAACAGCUGAGGGAGCUGAUAUCUUGUCUGAAGGCUGAGAGGGGACGUGUGCGGGACACUGUGGUAGAACUAGAAAGUUUAGUGGAUCUGCCUCCCCCCCCAUACACUACUCCUGCCUCUGCUGGACAUUCCCGAAAGCUUGACUUGGAGACUGCUGUCCUUAUGCAGGAACUGAUGGCAAUGAGGGAGGAUAAGGCAGAGCUACGGGCCAAAAUUUACUUGUUGGAGAGGGAAAAGGAGAAUCAGGAAUUGAAGGUAGCAACUUUGCAGUCUCAACAACAAGCUCAUCUGGCAACCAUACAGCAUUUGCAGGCUCAACUCCACGAGGCCGAUACUGAGGAAGUAAACUCUGAAGGCCGCGAGAGCAGGUUGCGUGAGAGACUGAAGGAGGUUGCUGGUACUCUGGAGCGAGUCAGUCGCAAUGCAGAACUGAGGCAGAGACAAGCUACUGAACUGACCAACGAGUUGAAAACUGCCAACAAUACCUUGGUGCAGACUCUAGAGAGGUGCAAACGCAAGUCACAAGCAAGACUAAGAAGACUGGACACUCAGAUGUUGAACAUGGUCGAGCAACACGCUGCUCAGGUGAGGACUCUUAAACAAAGAAUAGCCUCGCUGGAGGAAACGCUGGAUCACCAGAGCCGACAGUCGCACAGCUCUAAGGCCAGUGAGACUUCUCUGUGAUCAGUUGGCCUCUAGCAACUGGUUGGGUGUCUUAUAGCUUCAAGUUACCAACAUGUACAGUAAUAUAUCUUCAACAAUGUUAGUCAAUAUAUGAAACAUAGUUUGAUAAAAUAGUAUCUUUAAUCACUAGGGACUAUGUGACUCUUUAACAACCAAGGUGGAAUCGAGGUCGGAAAAUGUGCGAAGGUUGAAAAUUCAUUUUGGCUCAUCUGAUGACAAUCUAUAUUUUACGUUAUAAUGUACUAUGGUUUGGCUAACUAAUUUAAAAUCAUUAAUUUUUUACAUUGUUUACUUCUAAAAAUUAGCCCCCACAGUUGUAUUUCCCCUUUGUUAUGGUAUUAUGCAAAAAGCUGGGGUAAAAAUUGGUUUUUCCCAUUUUUGAUCCUAAAAACACAAAAUUUCACAAUUUCAUUCCAAACCAUUUUGUAGAGCUUAAAAAAAGAAAUAAUGUUGUUUAUUGAAGUGUUGUUGUAUGCGUAACGGUUACAGAUAUAAUUCAAAAAAUUGUAAAUUUUAAAAUUACAACUUUAUUCUUAUGGAGAAUAAAUAAACUUUUGUAGUUUGCUUGUUUAUGUUUAGAUUUUAAUCCAAUUAGGCAAUUUUGUUUAUUUCAUACUAAGCUAUCAACAUUUAGACCCGGGACCAAUUUACUUUUUCGUUUUGAGGUCCCCAGAGGCCAAAAACACCAUCCGUUCAAAUUCAUAUAUAUAUAUAUUUAUAUAUGUGUCCAUUAGCGCGAUAACUCGAGCAAAGUUGAUCCGAUUUUGAUGAAAUUUGGUACAAACGUGUAAACCUACAUUUAUUCGAACGAGUUCGCGAACCAGCAUAAUCGGACCAUGGGAUCAGGGGUUUAUGGGGGGUUUUAUGGGGUAAAAAUGGGUUUUUCUCAUUUUUGACCCUAAAAACUUUAAAUUUCUAAAUUUCUCUUUAGACCAUUUUGAAGAGCUUAAAAAAACAAAUACUUUAGUAUAUUGAAGUUUUUUUGAAUGUUCAUUGACUACGGAGAAAAUUAAAAAAAUUGUAAUUUUAAAAUUCCCACGUUAUUCGUAUGGAGAAUAAAUAAACUGUUCUAGUUUGCUUGUUUAUGGAUAUAUUUUAAUCAAAUUUGGCUUAUUUCAUACUAAGCUAUCAAUAUUUCAAUUGAAAAAACACACCUCAACAUCUUCCCCGUAGCAGCAAACCUAACUACUCACUAAAAUUAAUGUUAUUUAAAUAGGAAAUAAAUCUGAAAAUUUAUAGGGAAUAUUUUAGUAGAAAUCAAGCCGGGUAAAUGGAAAUUCGCUUAGUAUGCAGGUUUGCUGCGACGGGGGUAUUUCUUUUUUUCUGCAGUCUGACAAAAGUACAAUUCCAUCUGCAAACAUGACAGUGAAAAGUCUACUAGUUUCUGUAAUCAAUGAAAAAUUCAAUUGUUUAUUGUGUGCUGAACCUAGUUUAGUGCUUUUUAAAGAGGUUAAUAAAUUGGUGAUGAAUGUUAACACUUCAGUAUGCAGCUGUUUCCUGCGUCCUUGUAGAGGAAAUAUUUUUUUUCCAAAAUCAUCUAAGCAAACAUUCAACCUGGCAAGUUAAAAACUCUCACAAAAAAGCAAAUAAUCUAAUCUUACCUUAUUACACAUGAUGAAAAACUUUUGAGUGAAUUUUUUACCAGUAUAACAUAGGUGAGGAUUAAGCAUAGUUCAAACAUUUAUUUCAACCUAAUAAUAAGUUUGCCUGCCUGGUGAAUGUCAAAGAGUAUAAAGUAAUAUUCUGGUUGAUAAAAGACAUAAAGACCGAAAAAUAUCUAUUUGUUUGGCAGCACACUCUGGAUAUAGGGUGACUGAAAAGUAACUUGCACCCCCCCCCCCCUAACUUUAUAACUAUUGAGAUAUUUGAAAUCAGUUUGUGACAACCUUACUAGAUAUGAGGGGCUACAAUAAUAAUGGUUAGUUUUUAAAAUUGUACCUUUAGGGUUAGUGGGGGUAGGGGAUAGCUCAAAAUUUUGAAAUGGGAAAUAUAGUCGACUUUCAUGUAAUUUGACAGAAAUAAUUUACAUAAAGAAAAUAAAAAUCGGACCUAUAAUAACAAAAUUGCGCUCAAAAUUAUUCACCCUAAAACAGACAGGUGUUAAUGAUAACAGUAAUAAUUAUGCGGAGUUGAGAAUUUUCCAGGCACUGUUUACUAACCAUGUAGAUGUUAUUAGCAAUUAUCUGAACUAGAAAAAUGCUGCCUUAAUACAAAUUGAAAGUUAAUAAAACAAAAAUAUUUUUUUUACUACCGCGAUACAAUUUUGGUUUAGGCUAGUUAUCAAAAGUAAUUUUUUGUUGUCAUUUAGUUAUUAGUGGUAUGAUUUUUUCCUUUUUGUCAAUUGUUUAGUUUUAUGAAGACCUGUAAAAUCAUAUGAAGGUUUACUAUACUUUCUUUUGAAAAAUUUUGAUCCAUGGGUAAAGAUUUUGUAAUUACAGUAGAGCAUCGAAAACUCAUAUGCUUCGCGAAAAAGAAUUUCAAGGUGGUGGUGGGUCGCUAAACCAAAAAGUUUGGAAACCGCUGCACCAGUCCAUCCGUUUAUUUAAUAAAUUGCUAAUAAUAUUUUAAGUGGACUCUCCUUUGGUUAUCAUCAUAUGUCUGUUACUAACUGAUACAUUUAAAUUUUGAACACAUACAGCAUUGUUGUAUACUUACCUAACAAUAACCAAACUUAAUCAAAUUUUGACUCAGCCAUUUUGUAAUAUUAUGUGCUCUUCAAGUGUUUAAAUAAAUGUAUGCCAUUAGCUACCAAUCUUCCUCAUUAAAAGACCCAAAAUAGGCACCUAGUUGUAGUAAUAAUAUUAAUAAGUUAAAUUAUUAUUUCUGCUGUACACAGCGUUUGUUGUGGGACUGACCAAAAACAUCAGGUGUUGAAUUGAAUUAGUACAUCAGUUACUAUUUUUGUUAAACAUGUUAAAUUCAAUUAAUUAUUUUGGUUAUUAGUUCAAUUGUGUGCAAUAUUACACCAUUUGCUAAGUAAAGCCUUCAUACUAAUUAAUAUUAAUAUUAGUGAUGGUCAAAACCAAAAAUUGUGAAUUUUAAAACCGAAACUUAAACUUUAAAAAUUCGAAUCCCGAAUCUCGAAUCCCAAAACCUAACCGCAAAACUUUUUUUACUUAUAUUUGACAAAGGUCAAAGUUUAAAAAAAUACAGGUAAUCAAACGUUAAGUAUGCAAUCAAAAAUGAAAGAGAUUGACUCCUGACCCUGACAUAAUAACAUAAAAAUGUGAUUGAUAAACUUAAAACCCAAAACAACAUAAUUUAAUAUAUUUUAAUCAAAUUUGGCUUAUUUCAUACUAAGCUAUCAAUAUUUCAAUUGAAAAAACACACCUCAACAUCUUCACCAACCCAUUUAUAUGUUGAUUCCCAUAUAUGUUAAUUUUUAAUAAACAACCAUCCUGACACCAACAUAAACAUGAAUAUUACAUUAAUUAGAACAUUUCUUGGCAAUAUUUCUUUGUAUUCAAUAACUAUUGUUAUGAAACUGAAUUGUAUGUCGUUCCAGUUGUAUUUAAUAUGUCUUUUGAGUCCAGAAUACAAUUUACUUUUUUCAUUACUCUUAAUGCUGAUCUGUUUGCUCUAUUGCUACCAGCUUGUAAGAAAACAGUGUUAAAAACAAUAAUAAUGACGCAAAAAAAUCUGCAGUCUAAAAAAAAACUGCUAAAAUCUUUAAUUUCAAAACUUUUGAAUCUCGAAACUCAAUGAUCAAAUCUCGAAACCGAAACUUUUUUUAAGGUUUUGAGAUUUGAGAUUCGGUUUAGACACAUCACUAAUUAAUAAUUAAUUUACUCUAUUGUUUUGUAAAUAGUAACAUUUGUAAGUAGUUUAAAAUUAUGUUUAUUACUCCAUAUUAAAAAAUUAUUUUUCAAUUUA
Molecule: messenger RNA, 6320 nt
Organism: Macrosteles quadrilineatus (aster leafhopper)
Lineage: Eukaryota; Metazoa; Arthropoda; Insecta; Hemiptera; Cicadellidae
Product: colorectal mutant cancer protein-like
Exons: 15
Coding region: 306-2447 (713 amino acids)
Molecular function (GO): calcium ion binding
Source: RefSeq, a predicted model, not a curated record